GUUCCAAUCUUCUCAUCUCUCUCCCAACAUCAUUCAGUCGACCGACCAUACAUAUAGCAUUAUAGCCACAUUCUUACAUUCUUACAUCUGCAGCAACACGUACACCAUUCCUUGCUUACAGUACUUCCUCAUGGCGGCCAAGCAACAUUGCUCAACCAAGCCAGCAUCAUCAGGAGCAGGAGCAGCUGCUGCAGGCGACUUGGACCCCAAGUUCGAGUGGAUCGAGAACGCCACGAACUACGUCCUCCGCAUCAACCUCUCGGGGUUCAAGAAGGACGACUUCAGGGUGCAGGUGGACGGCGCCGGCAGGCUCACCGUGCGCGGCCACCGCCCCGCCUCCGGCCCGAGCUUCCACAAGGUCUUCCAGCUUCCUUCCACCGCCAGCCUCGACGACAUCACCGGACGCUUCGACGCCAGCGUGCUAACGCUCACCGUGCCCAAGCGAGCUGCUGCAGCCGCGCCGGCGCCACCGACGACCAUCGAGGAGAUCAGGAAGCCCAAGGCCAAGGAGGAGGCGGCGGCUCCCAAGCCACCGCCAACAGAAGGAGCCGAGAAGAAGGAAGCCGCCGGCGUGAAGCCGAAGGAAGAGACCGACAAGGAGGGCGCGUUGAAGAAAGCGCUGGACGAGGACACGAGGAAGGCUGUUAAACAGAAGGAGCAGGAGGAGGACAGACGCAAGCAAGAGCAAGAGCAAAAGCCAUCGCCUGCUGCGAGGGAAGAAGAAGUGAAGCCCAAGGCGACCGAGGCGGCAGCAGCCGCUCCACAGGAGAAGCCGAAGCCGGCGGUGGCGAAGCCGGCGGCGCCGCUCAAGGAGCCAGACGUUGCCAGCGGCGAGAAGCCCAGGCAGGCGGUUGACCGAGAGAGCCUAGCGGAGAGAGUGAGGCAGCGCAGCGAAGAAGAGAAGGCCAAGGCGGCGGCUGCUGCUGCUGCCGCCGCAGCUGAGCAAAAGAAGAUGACGUCGGCGUGCGUUGCUUGGAAAGAGCGUGUGGCAAGCGAGCUGGAGGAGCUCGCGGAGAUGAAGUGGGCGCAGGGUCUGGUGGAGACGGCGAGGAACAACAAGGAGGUGGUGGCCACCGCCAUCGCCGCCUUCUCUCUCGGCUUCUUCGUCUCCCAGAAGCUCUUCUCCAGGAAGUGAGCAGUACUGCAGUAGUCCAUGAGACCCUCAAUCGACCAUGCCACAUAUCUACACGACCUCACACAUGCAUGUGGAUAAAUGUACUCAUGUAAAGAUAUUUGUGUAUUAAAGUGUACAUUGUCACAACAAAAAAUGGAGUAAAUACCAUAUAUGUAAAUGUACCCUCUAGAAAAACUGAACAUUAUGUACAUCUACUACACCCAAGAUUACCAUUUCCACUGGUGAAACCAGAGAAUACAACAUAUAGCUGCAGUAAGGUGGUGGCAUA
Molecule: messenger RNA, 1403 nt
Organism: Brachypodium distachyon (stiff brome)
Lineage: Eukaryota; Viridiplantae; Streptophyta; Magnoliopsida; Poales; Poaceae
Product: protein RESTRICTED TEV MOVEMENT 2
Exons: 1
Coding region: 131-1135 (334 amino acids)
Source: RefSeq, a predicted model, not a curated record